This is a messenger RNA of Culex pipiens pallens (northern house mosquito), 1157 nucleotides long. RefSeq lists its product as uncharacterized. The transcript is spliced from 4 exons. Lineage: Eukaryota; Metazoa; Arthropoda; Insecta; Diptera; Culicidae. Bases 1 to 960 code for a protein of 319 amino acids. Gene Ontology annotation, molecular function: protein binding. The record is from RefSeq and is a predicted model, not a curated record.
AUGUUCCAGAGCGGAAUGCAAGAAUCGCAGCAGAAUCUUAUCACUAUCAAAGACAUCCGACCGGAGGUAGUUCAGGAAGUUCUUCGAUUCAUCUACACGGACGAAAAAUUGACGGACGAGCGGAAAUCGAUCGCCGCCCCUCCGAGGGUUUCGGCCAUCAACAUCAAGGCGCGCGGAGGAACGAGCGCCGGAAGUCCCGCCAGUGGCAUUCCGGCCAGCAAAAUCGCUGCACGCGGGGAAACGAGCGCCGCCAUUCCCACGAGCUCUCCGGUCAGCAAUAUCAAGGCGCGCGGAGGAACGAGCGCCGACAAUCCCGCCAGUGGCAUUCCGGCCAGCAAGGCAUCGUCGAAGCAGCCUGGAUCUCUCAAGAAAUCGACGGACGAGCGGAAAUCGAUCGCCGCCCCUCCGAGGGUUUCGGCCAUCAACAUCAAGGCGCGCGGAGGAACGAGCGCCGGAAAUUCCGCCAGUGGCAUUCCGGCCAGCAAAAUCGCUGCACGCGGGGAAACGAGUGCCGCCAUUCCCACGAGCUCUCCGGUCAGCAAUAUCAAGGCGCGCGGAGGAACGAGCGCCAACCAGCCAAACAGCAACGCUUUAUCUUAUCACCAUGGAUCUGGGAGAAAAAGAAAAUCUUCAUACACGGGGGAGCCGAACUACGUAACGGCGCGCGGGGGAACAAGCGUCGGACAUUCCUCAAGUAUCAUCAUGGCCGGCAACGUCUUCGUGCCCGGGGGAGUGAGCUAUCCCACCCACGAAAUCCCCACGAAAAAACCACCCAUCAAAUUCUACGGCAUCAACGUCAUCCCUAACGACAGAAUCGCGGUGUGCGGGGGAACGAGCGCUGGGACCAUCACGGCGCAGGAGGAAACGAGUGUAUCGCCAGAAUUGAUGUUCGUCACCAUCCCGGGCGGACAACGCGUCAGCUACGCCUUCCCCCGGAACGAAAGCAACACUGCCAGCUAAACUGCCGUUCUACGCAUAGUUGUCUCAUGUAAUUUUUGAUCGAUUUUGGCUUUUUUGUUAUUUUUAUGUCUAGUUUGACGUUUACUUUUCGAAAAACACAUAAAAUCUAGUACUCUGUUCGGAAACUCAUUGAAAACAACACAUUUUUGAUCGAUUUUGGCUUUUUUUUUUGUUAUUUUUAGGUUAAGCUUUACGUU